GCUGAACGUAAAGUAAUGGCUUUUGUGAAACAUCGAAAGGGUCCUGAUAUAGUGGGAUCAUUCGGAUUGUUACAACCUCUAGCAGAUGGUCUGAAAUUGAUUCUAAAAGAACCUAUUUCACCAAGUAGUGCUAAUUUCUCCCUUUUUAGAAUGGCUCCAGUGGCUACAUUUAUGUUAAGUCUGGUCGCUUGGGCCGUUGUACCUUUUGAUUAUGGUAUGGUAUUAUCAGAUCCGAACAUAGGGCUACUUUAUUUGUUUGCCAUAUCUUCGCUAGGUGUUUAUGGAAUAAUUAUAGCAGGUUGGUCUAGUAAGACGGGGGGCGACCGUUCGGUCGCCUAUGAUAUAUGGACCAAUUGGGCCAAAAUGGGUUUGUGCCGCAGGUGUUGA
This is a messenger RNA of Triticum urartu, 387 nucleotides long. NCBI's taxonomy places the organism in Eukaryota, Viridiplantae, Streptophyta, Magnoliopsida, Poales, Poaceae. The record is from RefSeq and is a predicted model, not a curated record.